Pocillopora verrucosa is the source of this 7788-nucleotide messenger RNA. The record is from RefSeq and is a predicted model, not a curated record. Lineage: Eukaryota; Metazoa; Cnidaria; Anthozoa; Scleractinia; Pocilloporidae.
AAUUCUGCAGACCCCUAUUUCUGUGUCAGUCGGGUCCUCGUCGUUGUAUUCCCGAUCACUGGCUGUGUGAUGGAUCUAACGACUGUGGAGACAACUCUGAUGAACAGUAUUGCAGUUGGUCAGUUUGUCCAAACAACCAGGUUUAUUGUAAACGGCUCGGGAUGUGUUUGCCAAGCCGAUGGAAAUGUGAUGGUCAACGAGACUGCCCUGACAACUCGGAUGAAGCAGACUGUCCAAAUCUUCCUAAAUGCGGCGACAGUGAGUUCCAAUGCGUUGAUAAGUCUUGUGUGCAAAUAAGUUCAGUUUGUGACGGGAAAGUUGACUGUAUAGACAAAUCGGACGAAAAUCUCUGCAAUUACACUCGAGCAUGUACAAGCAAUCAGUUCCAAUGUCAUAGCACUGGAGUGUGUAUCAACAAAGUCUUUGUAUGUGAUGGUAGUAAUGACUGUGGAGACAAAUCUGAUGAAGAAAAGUGUAACACCACCACGCCUUGCAGUAUUACCGACCAGUUUCAGUGUGGAACUACUGGAAGAUGCAUCAAGAAGGAUCUUGUUUGUGAUGGUUAUGAUGAUUGUGGAGACAACUCGGAUGAAGAAAAGUGUAACAUCACUCUACAAGGCAGCUGCGAGCCAUUGACGAUGCCCAUUUGUCGAAAUUAUAUGCCGUACAAUACUACGAUAUUUCCAAACUUGUUAAGUCACAGAACCCAAGACGAGGCAGCGAAGGAUCUCUUCCAGUUUUAUCCUUUGAUGAAGAAAUAUUGCUCGUCACAUAUUGAGUUUUUCUUUUGCACUGUUUACGCACCAAUUUGUACUAUAUCUAAAACGGCAGUUCCUCCAUGCCGUUCUCUUUGUGAUAGUGCUAAAGUGAGCUGUGAAAGAUCUUUGAAAGAGUUUGGCUUCAAAUGGCCCGAGGUUGUAUCCUGUGAGAGAUUUCCACGUAUAGGAGAGAAGGAGUGCAUUGGAGUUAAUCCAACAGCACCCGUAAGCUCACCGAUGGCGUUACUUGAGACCUAUGCUUUGAUGUGCACUAAAGAAAGUUGUGUUCGUGGAGGUACCUGUCGUGAAGGUUUCAAUCCAUUGCCCUUCUGUAGUUGCAGAUGCGAAGAAAUCGUCAAGACGCUUCCGCCAGUGCACAUGUCCACCACAAUUUCUCCUGCAACGAAACAGGACAGCUGUGAGCCCUUAACGAUACCUCUUUGUCGUUCUAUGCCUUAUAAUAAUACAAUAUUUCCCAACUUUUUGAAUCACACAACACAAGACGAGGCCGCUCUUUAUGUCCACCAGUUUUAUCCUUUGGUAAAAGUCGGCUGCUCGGAGCAUAUAAGUUUGUUCCUCUGUGCUGUUUACGCGCCAGUUUGUUCAGUAUUAGGUUCUGCAGUCCCGCCCUGUCGUCCCCUUUGUAAUAGUGCAAGACUCGGCUGUGAGGGUCUGAUGAAACGUUUCGGUUUCGAAUGGCCAGAGAGUUUGAACUGCGAACAAUUUCCUGAAUUAGGUUCUGAAAUCUGCGUUGGACUUAAUGAAACCUUGGAACCCACCUCCCAGCCACCGAUUGCUUCCAAUGGGUCUUGUCUGGCCAGUCAGUUCCUGUGUAAGACUACAGAAGAGUGUAUUGACUACGCUCUUCUAUGUGAUGGUAACGAUGAUUGUGGAGACAACUCAGAUGAAGAUAUCUGUGGUAAUAAAUGCGGCGACAGUGAGUUCCAAUGCGUUGAUAAGUCUUGUGUGCAAAUAAGUUCAGUUUGUGACGGGAAAGUUGACUGUAUAGACAAAUCGGACGAAAAACUCUGCAAUUACACUCGAGCAUGUACAAGCAAUCAGUUCCAAUGUCAUGGCACUGGAGUGUGUAUCAACAAAGUCUUUGUAUGUGAUGGUAGUAAUGACUGUGGAGACAAGUCCGAUGAAGAAAAGUGUAACACCACCACACUUUGCAGUAUUACCGAUCAGUUUCAGUGUGGAACUACUAGAAGAUGCAUCAAGAAGGAUCUUGUUUGUGAUGGUUAUGAUGAUUGUGGAGACAACUCGGAUGAAGAAAAGUGUAACAUCACUCUACAAGGCAGCUGCGAGCCAUUGACGAUGCCCAUUUGUCGAAAUUAUAUGCCGUACAAUACUACGAUAUUUCCAAACUUGUUAAGUCACAGAACCCAAGACGAGGCAGCGAAGGAUCUCUUCCAGUUUUAUCCUUUGAUGAAGAAAUAUUGCUCGUCACAUAUUGAGUUUUUCUUUUGCACUGUUUACGCACCAAUUUGUACUAUAUCUAAAACGGCAGUUCCUCCAUGCCGUUCUCUUUGUGAUAGUGCUAAAGUGAGCUGUGAAAGAUCUUUGAAAGAGUUUGGCUUCAAAUGGCCCGAGGUUGUAUCCUGUGAGAGAUUUCCACGUAUAGGAGAGAAGGAGUGCAUUGGAGUUAAUCCAACAGCACCCGGAAGCUCACCGAUGGCGUUACUAGAGACCUAUGCUUUGAUGUGCACUAAAGAAAGUUGUGUUCGUGGAGGUACCUGUCUUGAAGGUUUCAAUCCAUUGCCCUUCUGUAGUUGCAGAUGCGAAGAAAUCAUCAAGACGCUUCCACCAGUGCACAUGUCCACCACAAUUUCUCCUGCAACGAAACAAGACAGCUGUGAGCCCUUAACGAUACCUCUUUGUCGUUCUAUGCCUUAUAAUACUACAAUAUUUCCCAACUUUUUGAAUCACACAACACAAGACGAGGCCGCUCUUUAUGUCCACCAGUUUUAUCCUUUGGUAAAAGUCGGCUGCUCGGAGCAUAUAAGUUUGUUCCUCUGUGCUGUUUACGCGCCAGUUUGUACAGUGUUAGGUUCUGCAGUCCCGCCCUGUCGUCCCCUUUGUAAUAGUGCAAGACUCGGCUGUGAGGGUCUGAUGAAACGUUUCGGUUUCGAAUGGCCAGAGAGUUUGAACUGCGAACAAUUUCCUGAAUUAGGCUCUGAAAUCUGCGUUGGACUCAAUGAAACCUUGGAACCCACCUCCCAGCCACCGAUUGGUGAGAAAUCUUCCAAUGGGUCUUGUCUGGCCAGUCAGUUCCUAUGUAAGGCUACAGAAGAGUGUAUUGACUACGCUCUUCUAUGUGAUGGUAACGAUGAUUGUGGAGACAACUCAGAUGAAGAUAUCUGUGGUAAUUCCACCGUUGUUUCACAUUGUGGAAGCAAGGAGUUUAAAUGCCGUGAAACGGGAGAAUGUUUGAAAAACUUUCUUGUUUGUGACGGCUCCUACGACUGUGAUGACAAAUCAGACGAAAAAGGCUGUAAUAGCACUGUUCCGUGCGAAGCCGAUGAGUUUAAAUGCCGUGAGUCCGGAGCUUGUAUCACAAAACGUGCUGUUUGUGAUGGAUUGCUGGAUUGUAUCGACAAAUCAGACGAAGGAGGAUGUGACAAUGAAGCCUCAUGUGUCGGUAAGCUUUUUCGAUGCAAUUCAACCAGAAGAUGCAUUGAUGAAAAGUGGGUUUGUGAUGGCCAUGCAGAUUGUGAUGAUAUGUCAGAUGAAUUAGUGUGCCCUACGACUGAAUUCUGCAGACCCCUAUUUCUGUGUCAGUCGGGUCCUCGUCGUUGUAUUCCCGAUCACUGGCUGUGUGAUGGAUCUAACGACUGUGGAGACAACUCUGAUGAACAGUAUUGCAGUUGGUCAGUUUGUCCAAACAACCAGGUUUAUUGUAAACGGCUCGGGAUGUGUUUGCCAAGCCGAUGGAAAUGUGAUGGUCAACGAGACUGCCCUGACAACUCGGAUGAAGCAGAUUGUCCAAAUCUUCCUAAAUGCAGCGACAGUGAGUUCCAAUGCGUUGAUAAGUCUUGUGUGCAAAUAAGUUCAGUUUGUGACGGGAAAGUUGACUGUAUAGACAAAUCGGACGAGAAACACUGCAAUUACACUCAGACAUGUACAAGCAAUCAGUUCCAAUGUUAUGGCACUGGAGUGUGUAUCAACAAAGUCUUUGUAUGUGAUGGUAGUAAUGACUGUGGAGACAAAUCUGAUGAAGAAAAGUGUAACACCACCACGCCUUGCAGUAUUACCGACCAGUUUCAGUGUGGAACUACUGGAAGAUGCAUCAAGAAGGAUCUUGUUUGUGAUGGUUAUGAUGAUUGUGGAGACAACUCGGAUGAGGAAAAGUGUAACAGCACUCUACAAGGCAGCUGCGAGCUGUUGACGAUGCCCAUUUGUCGAAAUUAUAUGCCGUACAAUACUACGAUAUUUCCAAACUUGUUAAAUCACAGAACCCAAGACGAGGCAGCGAAGGAUCUCUUCCAGUUUUAUCCUUUGAUGAAGAAAUAUUGCUCGCCACAUAUUGAGUUUUUGUUUUGCACUGUUUACGCACCAAUUUGUACUAUAUCUAAAACGGCAGUUCCUCCAUGCCGUUCUCUUUGUGAUAGUGCUAAAGUGAGCUGUGAAAGAUCUUUGAAAGAGUUUGGCUUCAAAUGGCCCGAGGUUGUAUCCUGUGAGAGAUUUCCACGAAUAGGAGAGAAGGAAUGCAUUGGAGUUAAUCCAACAGCACCCGUAAGCUCACCGGCGGCGUCACUUGAUACUUAUGCUUUGAUGUGUACUAAAGAAAGUUGUGUUCGUGGAGGUACCUGUAUCGAAGGUUUUCAGUCAUUUCCUUCGUGUAGUUGCAGAUGCGAAAAAAUCAUGAAGACGCUUCCACCAGUACACAUGUCCACCAUUUCUCCCUCAACGAAACAGGACAGUUGUGAGCCGUUAACGAUACCUCUUUGUCGAUCUAUGCCUUAUAAUACUACAAUAUUUCCCAACUUUUUGAACAUCACAACACAAGAAGAAGCUGCUCCUUAUGUCCACCAGUUUUAUCCUUUGGUAAAAUCCGGCUGCUCGAAGCAUUUAGGGCUCUUCCUCUGUGCUGUUUACGCGCCAGUUUGUUCAGUAUUAGGUUCUGCAGUCCCGCCCUGUCGUCCCCUUUGUAAUAGUGCAAGACUUGGCUGUGAAGAUCUGUUGAACCGUUUUGGUGUUAAAUGGCCAGAGAGUUUGAACUGCGAACGAUUCCCUCUAGAAGGUGUAAGUGACUGCGUUGGAGUGAAUGGAUCGAGGGGACCCACCCCUCUGCCGCCAACAAUGUCUAGUCGCUCCUGUCUUACCAGUCAGUUCCAAUGUACCAUCACAGAAGAGUGCAUUGACAAAAGUCUUGUUUGCGAUGGUAAGGAUGACUGUGGUGAUGACUCAGACGAAGACAGCUGUGGUGCCGAAUGUGACAGCAGUGAAUUUCAAUGCGAUGAUAGAUCCUGUGUCCUGAUAAGUGUUGUUUGUGACGGCAAAACUGACUGUGUGGACAAAUCGGACGAGAAACACUGUAAUUACACUCAAACAUGUACAAGCAAUCAGUUCCAAUGUCGUAGCACUGGGGUAUGCAUCAACGAAAUCUUUGUAUGUGAUGGUAGUAAUGAUUGUGGAGACAUGUCCGAUGAAGAGAAGUGUAACACCACCGCACCCUGUAACACUACCGACCAAUUUCAGUGUGGGGCCUCUGGAAGCUGUAUCGCGAAGUAUGUCGUUUGUGAUGGUAAUGAUGAUUGCGGAGACAACUCGGAUGAAGUCGACUGUGAAGAUGAUCGUCUUUGUGAUACUGAUGAGUUUGAAUGCAAUGCAACAGGACGAUGUAUCCCUGCAAAAUGGGUGUGUGAUGGAGUCAAUCAUUGCCCUGACAGCUCAGAUGAGGCAAAAUGCGACAAUAUUGAGUGUGGCGAGGAAAGAUUUCGAUGUAAGUCCAGCCCAGGAGUCUGCAUCUUAACCACAUGGAUCUGUGAUGGGCAGGAUGACUGUGGAGAUAACUCUGAUGAAGUGAACUGUUCCUUACCUGAAUGCAAUACGGGAGAGUUCCUUUGCAAGCCUUCCAAGUUGUGUAUGCCUGUCAGAUGGAAGUGUGAUGGUGAAUCUGACUGUUCAGACAAUUCAGAUGAAGCAGACUGUCCUGAAUUCUCGUGUCCCAGCGGACACUUUAGAUGCAACAGUUCAGGAGGGUGCAUUCCAGAAAGAUGGGUUUGUGAUUUAGAUAAAGACUGCAAGGAUGAAUCAGAUGAAGUUAACUGUGCUAAGACUACGUGUGAACCUUCGCAAUUUUCAUGCGAAACAUCUGGAAAGUGUCUACCAAAAGGAUGGGUUUGUGAUGGCCAAGACGAUUGUUCUGAUCGAUCGGAUGAAAAGCACUGCACCCGAAAUAAAUGUGGAGAUGAGGAAUUUUUAUGCAAAGCCACAGGUACUUGUAUCCCAGAGAAACAACGCUGCAAUGGUUUAAAUGAAUGUCAUGAUAACUCUGAUGAAUUGGACUGUACCUUGCCUGUUUGCAAAAAGGAUCGAUUUCUUUGCGGUUCCAGGGGUUGUGUGCCUAACACAUGGAAGUGCGAUGGUGAUUCUGACUGCCCAGGCAACUCGGACGAAGUCAACUGUUCUAGAGUUGCUGAACAAUGUCGCAAAAAUGAAUUGCAGUGUAAGGAUGGUUCGUGCAUUCACAGCAUCUGGGUUUGUGAUGGCGAGCAAGAUUGUGAAGACAAUUCAGAUGAGCUUAACUGCACUUCUCCAAAUAAAUGCGACGGGAAUGAAUGCGGUCACACUUUGUGCGUAACAAAUCAGUUCAUCUGUGAGAAUGGAAGGUGCAUAGAUGUGCAAGAAAGGUGUGACGAAAAAUCUGAUUGCUCUGAUGGUUCUGAUGAGGCAGAUUGUGACGGGGAAAUCUGCCAAAUCCGAGGAAACUGCAGUCAAAGUUGUACAGUUGACAGAGAUGUUUACACCUGCAAAUGCUCCGAGGGAUACGAGUUAACAUCAAACAACAAAACUUGCCGAGCUUUAGGCCCACAGGGAUUUGUUUUUGUUGUAAAUCGCAUGGACAUUCGCCGAUUCUCAAUUGACACACUAACUCCUGAGCUAGUAGUUUCUGCUGAUCAAACAAACAUCCUUUUUUUGGAUUUCAACUUUGAUACAAGACAUAUUUACUGGAGUGAUAGGAAUUAUGACAGUCAUGACAGUAUUCGACGAGCACCGGUUGAUAACGGCAGUGAUAUUGAAGUGAUUAUCGAGGGAAAUCUCGAGGGACCAGAAGGAUUAGCAGUGGACUGGAUCAACAAGAAGUUAUAUUGGAUUAAUACCAACUCGACAGCACCGGAGAUUGAAGUUGCUGAUCUAGAUGGGAAAAAUCGUAUGAGUCUUAUCCAGGAAGACUUACAAAAGCCAAGAGCUAUUGCAGUACAUCCGUUUCUUGGUUAUCUGUACUGGACUGACUGGGGUGACGCAGGUAAAAUAGAGAGAUGCGCUAUGAAUGGUGAUAGUGCAACACGUAGAGCUAUCGUAACUGACAACAUAGGCUGGCCUAAUGGGAUCACAAUAGACUACACUCUAAACAGAUUCUGGUGGACUGAUGCCAAGCAACAAACCAUUGAAUCUGCUGACUUGAAUGGAAAACAUCGCAAAGUUUUCUUGAGGGCCACGCCUUUAGAACAUCCUUUUGGGAUUUCAGUCUUCCUUGACAACGUUUUCUGGACAGACUGGACAACAUCGAAACUCCAUGUUGCAAAUAAGUUUACUGGAAAGGUUGCAAAUGCUGUUGUUCUGCAAAGGCCGAUGGAUGUUGUUGUGUUUCAUCGACAAAGGCAGCCAGUAGGAUCCAAUCCUUGUGAUGUCCCUACACAGCUCGGUGGCUGCAGUCACAUCUGUUUAUUGGCGCCUGUCGACUCUUACCCACAAGGCUUUUCAUGCCAUUGUCCACCUGGACUAACACUGCUUGCUGACCAGAAGACCUGUCAUUCGCAGGCUCAGCCGCAACCUUGAGAAGUGGAGACUGGAGGAGGCGCAA